UAACCUCUAACAAGUGAAGUGCCAGAUGGCUUUUAAAGUUCCUGCUGGCAAAUCCAGACCCUACUGAGAGGAUAAAGGAGGGAUUAAGGAUGGGUGCUAAUGCCCUCUUGCUGCUGUUGCUUUCUCAUUGCCCCCACAAUGACAACUCUGGACGAUAAGCUGCUGGGCGAGAAACUCCAGUACUACUAUAGCAGCAGCGAGGGGGAGGAGGAUAGCGAGAAGGACGAGGGCGACGCGGAAUCCCACUCCGUUCCCGACGCUGCCCUGCCGAAAGAGGUGGCGCUGAACAGCGAUGGCAGUGCCAUAAACACAGGCCCUAAAGGUGUGAUCAACGACUGGAGGAGGUUCAAGCAGCUGGAGACGGAGCAGCGGCAGGAACAAUGCCGAGAGAUGGAGCGACUCAUCAAGAAACUUUCCAUGACCUGCAGGUCACACCUGGACGAGGAGAAGGACAAGCAGCAGCAGCUGCAGCUGCAGGAGAAGCUGAAUGACAAGCUGGCGCAGCACGAGGGGGACGAUGACGAGGAGUUUCUGCGGCGGUACCGCGAGCAGCGGAUGGAGGAAAUGCGCCGGCAGCUGCACCCCGGCCAGCGGUUCGAGCAGGUGUCCGAGAUCCUCGGCGGGGAGGCCUUCCUGGACACGGUGGACAAGGGCAACAAGAAGGCGCCGGUGAUGGUGCACAUCUACGAGGACGACGUCCCCGGGUCCGAGGCCCUCGACGGCUGCAUGCUCUGCCUGGCCGCUGAGUACCCCACGGUGAAAUUCUGCCGGGUGCGCAGCUCGCUGAUCGGCACCAGCUCCCGCUUCACCAGCAACGCCCUGCCCGCCCUGCUGGUCUACAAGGGCGGGGAGCUGAUCGGCAACUUCAUCCGCAUCACCGACCAGCUGGGCGAGGACUUCUUCGCCGCGGACUUGGAGGCCUUCCUGCAGGAGUGCAGCUUGCUCCCCGAGAAAGACGCGGGGCUUUUCGCUUCAAUUUGCAACGCAGCCUCCCACCACAACGAAGACAGCGACUUGGAGAUCGACUGAGACCCGGCCCCGCGGCCUCCGAGGGCCCCCCGCUAGUUUGUAAAGGGUAGUUGUGUGCCAAAGAGGCGUUCAUCC
Messenger RNA from Candoia aspera, 1104 nucleotides. It is a transcript of the gene PDCL, whose product is annotated as phosducin like. Lineage: Eukaryota; Metazoa; Chordata; Lepidosauria; Squamata; Candoiidae. Gene Ontology annotation, biological process: regulation of G protein-coupled receptor signaling pathway; heterotrimeric G-protein complex assembly. The coding region runs from base 100 to 1029 and encodes 309 amino acids. The record is from RefSeq and is a predicted model, not a curated record. The transcript has 5 exons. Gene Ontology annotation, cellular component: cytoplasm.